AUGGAUCCCCUCACGGCGCUGUCAUUGGCAGCCGCGGUGGUUCAAUUCGCUGAUUUCGGCGUCAGACUGCUUUCGAAAACCACGCGUCUCUAUAAAUCUGCCUCUGGUGCUGGACGCUCCACGGUGGAAUUGCACAUUAUUUCCAGUGACUUGAAGGAGCUUAUAGACAAUGUCGAACGGAAGUCGGUCCCCCUGGCUCAUCUUGGCGGACAUGUCGACGCCUCGAAUCGACGCCUGUUAGGGAUUUGUGCUCGGUGUAAAGAAGCGUGCGCUAACCUGGACGACGCAAUUAUGGCUCUAGAGAGUCGAGGUUUGACAAAUUUCAAUUUUAACUACUUCUCUACUGAUAGUGCUGGACAAUGGCAUGAGAAUUUUGCCGCCUCGCUCAAACGACUAUGGCGGGCGGAUAAGAUUGAGAGCUUGGGAAAACGGCUCUCUGACAUCAGACACUCACUUAUGGAGGCAUUCUUGGAAAGCUUAUGGGAGGAAUCCAAAACGGGUUCCAAAGAUGUCCACCAGCUAUCAGAGCAGCAGGUCGGCAUGAUGUCAACCUUGAGUCGAAUCGACGAGAAUACGAGAACGCUCAAUCAGACUCUGAUGCAACUUGUGCAUCACUCCAAGGCGGAGAGCACCAAUCGGGAUGCAACUUCUUUGUUCUGGUCGUCCGACUAUCAGCGGCCUGAGGUCGGAUCUUCAGACGCUACAAAUAUACUAGGACUUGACCACGGAGAAAACCUGGUCGACAAUGCUGUCUUUUGCACGACUACAAUCAUUGAGAGCCUUAGAUUUGAGGAUGCUGAUCACCGAGAGCAGGGUAUUUCGAUGUCCUUCGAAACUACAUUCGAAUGGGCAUUCGGUGAACCCCCGCGCUUGGACACCGGUGAUCCGAUGUGGUCCGACAUGCGCUCCAAGCCUCAUCUUAUGGCAUCGUUUUAUUUUUGGAACCCGGGAAGUCACUUACAAAAGUCCCAAGAGGGACUUCUUAGGAACCUCCUUCGUCAGUGUCUUGAACAGAAUCCCAAACUUGCUCCCAAGAUUUUCCCUCGCCGUUGGGCUCUGCUGAAGCUCUUCGGACGUCAGGCUCUCAAAGUAAUUCCACCGUGGACGUGGGAGGAGCUACUCGAGGCGUUCUCGGCCUUGGACAUCAUGGCAGGCCGCGACAGGGACUUCAACCUAGCCAUUUUCAUUGAUGGAGUUGACGAAUUCGAUGGAAAGCACGACAGACUCAUCGACCUCAUUAAACUUCUUCAUUCCCGAUCUAGCAUCAAAAUUUGCGUGAGCAGCAGGCCCUGGAACAUAUUUGAAGAUGCCUUCAGGUGCAAUCCCAGUUUACGGCUAGAGGAUCUCACUCGAAAUGAUAUGUCGAUGUUCAUAUCUGGGAACCUGGAUAAAAACCAAGCUUACCGCGACCUUCGUAACGCCUUUCCCACCGGAGCUAGCCAGAUACAGGGAGCCGUUCUUGAGAAAGCGCAAGGAGUGUUCCUUUGGGUAUCGGUCGUUGUUCGUGCUAUACUCGAGGGUCUGACAGAGGGUGACAAGUUAUCGGAUAUCCAAGGAAUGGUUGACGAGCUUCCGAGUGACCUGUCGAAGAUGUACACCCAGAUAUGGUGCAGAAUCAAGUCAGACUAUCUCCGUCACGGGUCACAACUAUUUCGUAUCUACGAGUGUUCCACGAGCCAGGUAGAUGCAAUUACCCUGUGGCUUGCAGAUGAAGAGGACCCCUUUGAGAUUGAUAUCGAGUCUAUUACCCCUGCAUACAGAGCUCAUGUUAUUCAGUCCAUGAAACGACGGCUAAACAGCAGAACGAGGGGCUUAUUGGAGGUCUCAUAUGAGGGCAAUGUCUGCUAUCUUCACCGGAGCGUCAAAGAGUGGAUACAGCCAAGAUGGGGGGAAAUGCAGUUAUCUUCCGAAUCAUGGCUGACAUUCGACCCCAACCUUGCGCUUUUAAAGGCGAAAGCGGUAAAGGCACCAGAUAAAAGUUACUGGACCGCUCGCUACAACGAAUUCUCUCCGUCCUUCUGGGAAUUCGUGAAGGAGUGCUUUGGCUAUGCAUCACAGGUCGGUGCCUGCGAGCAGAAUCUGGCCGUAUUGGUCAAGUCGCUCGAUCUACUUGACAGAAAUCUUACCAAAGUCGCUAUGACUGAUACCAUAGGAAUAGCAAUGUCUCUUCCGACACUUUACUCUGACGCAAGAAUUAAUCCCAGUCGACCCCAGGACCUCCCUCACUGGGCAACCUGCCAGUGGAAAACCAGCGGCCACCGAACACACUCUCCUCCGUUUGCCAACAAGCAAGUCGACUUUAUAUAUCUCUCUGCUCAGUUUUCCAUUUUGCCCUAUGUCUCUGCCAAGCUUACUGAGAAUCCGGCCAUCCUCAACAUUAGCACUGAGAAAUCACCCCUUCUAGCCGGAACUAUUUUUGGUUUCAUGUCUACAGGGUCCGAUUUACAGACUCGGUAUGAGCUUGCACACAUCCUAAUCGACCAACACUUGAAGAUUGUUGAUCUGGAUGACUACUCGAGGAAGACUAUCGGGGAAAUCUACAAAGUAGUCAAGGGAAGGGCUGCCAGAGGCCCUGAGACCUGGGAAGCUAUAGCUAAGUAG
Molecule: messenger RNA, 2601 nt
Organism: Fusarium subglutinans
Lineage: Eukaryota; Fungi; Ascomycota; Sordariomycetes; Hypocreales; Nectriaceae
Product: heterokaryon incompatibility protein het-E-1
Exons: 4
Coding region: 1-2601 (866 amino acids)
Source: RefSeq, a predicted model, not a curated record